Messenger RNA from Trichoderma gamsii, 522 nucleotides. RefSeq lists its product as hypothetical. The record is from RefSeq and is a predicted model, not a curated record. NCBI's taxonomy places the organism in Eukaryota, Fungi, Ascomycota, Sordariomycetes, Hypocreales, Hypocreaceae. The transcript has 2 exons. The coding region runs from base 1 to 522 and encodes 173 amino acids.
AUGCAUUUCACCAAAUUCUAUGUUGCCAUUUCAUUGAUCUCUUCCGCUAUCGCACUGCCCAUUUCUGGCGCAUCAAUAGCGAGAAGAGCACUGCAAUUCCGCGAAUAUGCCGAUUUUCAGAUUUCUGACGGCGAAGCGGGAAACGCCUUAGAUGAAGCUAAAGCAAAAUUUCCGAUUGAUACAAGCAACUUGAAAGGUGUCUCCAGCUCAGAUCUCGCCAUCAUCAACGCAGCUCGAGAGACCGCGGAGGCCGCUGAGACAGACGCUUUCAACGAUCAGAUCAAGGCUGCUAGCGGCUCCGCGGCAACGGCACUUCAGAAUGGCAAGAUCAAGAACAAGGUUUUGAAGCUGUUCUUGGAGGUGUCAGCCCUUCAGAUCCAACAAGCCCAAGGAAAGGACAACCAGGAUAAAAUCGACGAGGAACAAAAAAAGCUCAACAACAACAUUAGUUUGGAUGCAAAGGCGGCUGGCCAGACAAGCAAAUCAGUUGCCUUUACAGGGGAUGUUCAACCGAAGAACUAG